AUGAUUGAGGAAGAUAAUAAAACUUUAUGGUGUGGAAACCUUCCAGAACAAGUUACCGAGGAAUUACUUUACGAACUCUUCUUACAGGCGGGGCCACUAGAGAAAGUCCGAAUACCACGAGACAGGGACGGUCGGCAAAAGAAUUUUGCUUUUAUUACAUAUUGUCAUGAAGUAUCCGUUCCGUACGCAAUUCAAUUAUUUAGAGGCACAGCUCUAUUCCACAGAACGCUAAUUCUACAAAGCAGAGGUCGUAUGGCGGUUUUACCACCUCCUAUAAGAAGUUAUGGUACAGAACCAUGUAUAGACUUUGCUUACCAAGCAAACAUUACUCAACAGUUUGCAAACAUGACUGAAAAAUUGAGAGAUGAAGCUCAAACUGCAAUUCAGUAUCCUUUGCAAAGAAGUGAUUAUAAUGACAAAUUGACUAUUGCCAGCUUACAAGGUAAUUGGUCACACAGACAUCAUCCCUACCAUUCUAAUAAGGAUAAAGGUCAGAAUAGAGAUGACUUUCAACAUAGAGACAAUCACAAUGAAAAUUACAAGGGCCGAAGUAAACAACAUCCAAAUCAUUGGCGUGAUAGAAGAAAUCAUAAAAAGAACAGCUAUCAUAGACGGAAUUGA
Molecule: messenger RNA, 621 nt
Organism: Parnassius mnemosyne (clouded apollo)
Lineage: Eukaryota; Metazoa; Arthropoda; Insecta; Lepidoptera; Papilionidae
Source: the annotation of a GenBank genome assembly